GAGCGCUUCGAGCAGCCGUUGAGCGUAGCGUCGAGUAGACCGCAUCCCAAAGUGUAACGUACGUACGGUGUGUGUUUCCUUCCUUUUUAAAAUAUUUUUGCUACACCAAUAUUAAAAAGAGAGACCGAAAUUAAAAAAAAAAAACUAAAAAUAAAAACUACUCGAUUUAUCCGCAUCCGCCGCAGGCCCCGUAUAAACAAGCAUUAAAUAUUUCAUAACGGAUCUGUUCUGCACAUCAACUCGAAAGUAAACGAGAAUACACAAAUACGGGAGAGAAUAAUUUUUUGGUUUUUCCCUUGUGCUUUGGUGAAGAGUGAUUUUCGUAAUACGGAUUAAUCAACGAGGGAGACGUAGAAGAAAAUCCAAUAAAUUAAUUAAAAUCAAGCUGGCAGAGGAAAAGAGGAAUAAAACAUUCCAAAAGUACCGAGGGACUCUCUUCCCCCCCUUUCCCCUCCUCUACCCUCGGAACCUCUCUCCCUCACUCCCCCUCCCCGCGAUAUUUUCUCUCUCCAAUAGCGAGCUGCGAGAGAGAAUUGAACCGGUGAAAAAAUACAGUGAGGUGCUUUGAAAAAUCAGUGCUCCGUUAUAUUUUUAUUCAUUAAUAAAUUUAUAAACUCCAAAUAGUCUCGUGGUAACGCACAACAAUACUCUCCCCUCUUCCCUCAAUACCAUUUACCUCGAGUUGAAGCAAUUAAAACGCCACUCAAUUGAGAUAUCCUCAUCACCAAAAUCGUUUUAAAAACCGAAAGAAAACCCUCAGGACGCGGUUUUCGUCGAGUCCGGUAUAUUCCGUGGAAUCGGGCGUGCAUACUGAGUGAGAAAGACACCCGUGAGGGUGCGCGCGUGUGGAUGUGUCCAGUGGUGUGGCCGGAGGUAGCCUUAAGCCAUCGGUGAGUGUGGCCAUUUUUGUUUCUUUCCCCCCUCGGAGUAACAAAAAACUCCAAAAAUUUGUGGAGAUAAAAAAAAAAGUCGGUGAAAAAAAACCACUAAAAAAUCCCCAGCGGAGGAAAAAACCUGGAUUUUUACUCAUUUUUUCCCCCUAUUUUUCUACUGAUUAAUAAAAAAUAAAAAAAGACGAGAGGAACUAGAGUGAACGAGUGUUAUUAAUGACUGUAAAUUCAGGGAAGAUACAAUAAAGAGAUAUUAAUGAGAGUCACGUAAAAGUGAGUGUAAAAACAUUGUUGAAUAGCGAAGUGGGGGGUUAGUUAUUAUUUAUCAGAGGAGGUGGGGGUAUAACCCUGUACCAGGGUGAUUGUACGACGGAGACGCGCGUGACAUGUCGGAACACCACCGCGUCGCCGCAGCCGCUGGUGGCUGGGGUACGCCGAGCCCUGGGAAUCGUGAGGAUGGUGCUGGUGGCAAUGCAUGGUGGCCUGGUAUGAAUCCUGAACAACAGCAGCAACAAGCUAAUCAGCAAAAUCAACAGGCACAGCAGCAGGCACAACAACAAUUGCAACAACAACAACAACAACAGGCCGCUGUUGCUGCUGCACAACAGCAACAGGCACAGCAGCAGGCACAACAGCAACAACAACAACAGCAGCAGCAGCAGCAGCAGCAGCAACAACAAAAUUUACAUCAACACUUGAUGAAUCAGCAGGCUGCUGCUGUGGCACAGCAACAGGCACAACAGUUGUCACAGCAUCAUCAGGAUAUCGUUAGAAGUACAGCAGCAGCUACACAACAAUUAUUCUCGUACAAGAUGGCAUCGAGUUUUCAAAAUCCAGCGACAACUGGUGCACAAUCGAGUCCAGUAUCAACGUCAAGUCCUGUUGGUACAUGCAUGAGAGGUGGUUAUGAUUACAGAAUUGGACAGCAAGCUGGUGCACCUGGUGGUAAUGGCAAUGGUAGUGCACCACAGCAACAACAAAAUCCACCACCUGGUGUACAAUGGUGGUAUGCCAGCAAUGUUAUGGAUGCUGGACAGAAUAAUAUACAUCAGAUGCAGGGACAACAACAUUUAGCUACACAAACGUCUAAUCAAAUUGGAGCGCAUCAGAUACAACAGCUACCACAGCAGAAUAAUCUUCAGCAGAAUAACGCUCAGGUUAACAAAAUGCCGAGGGGAAAGGCAACGGACACGAAACCAAGGGGGCGAAUGACCGCUUACGCUUUCUUCGUACAGACGUGCCGCCAGGAGCACAAGAAGAAGCAUCCAGAGGAGAACAUUGUCUUCCAGGAGUUCUCCAGGAAGUGCGCCAUGAGGUGGAAGACCAUGUCUGACAAGGAGAAGAAACGUUUCCACGAGAUGGCUGAGAAGGAUAAGAAGAGGUACGACGCAGAAAUGCAAAAUUACACACCACCCAAGGGUGAGAAUGUCAAAGGCAGGGGAAAGAAACGCAAGCACAUCAAGGAUCCCAAUGCACCAAAAAGAUCAUUGUCUGCCUUCUUCUGGUUCUGUAAUGAUGAGCGUGGCAAGGUUAAAAUGCUAAACCCAGAGUACGGAGUAGGUGAUAUUGCUAAGGAAUUGGGCAAGAAGUGGUCUGAUGCUGAUCCAGAAACCAAAUCCAAAUAUGAAGCUAUGGCAGAGAAGGACAAAGCUCGAUAUGAAAGGGAAAUGACUGCGUACAAAAAGAAAAUGAAGGACGGUCCGGGAGUGGGAGCGCCUGCAAACGCGAUUAAGAACGAGAGUGAGGAAGAAGUCGAAGAAGAUGAUGCCGACGAAGAUGAUGAAUAACGGGAGCACGUCUAAUAAAAGAAUAAAGAUGCAAAAAAAGAAAAUCGAGAGAUAAUUUGAAAGCAAAACUGAAAGAAAUGAAAACCAACAAGAUUUAAAAGAAUAUGAAAAAUUAAUUCAUGAAAAUUUUUUUGCGUGGCGAAUGAACGUGUGAGCGAAAAUAUAUUACAAAAAAUAGUGUGAAGACGUAUGAGAUACCUUUAACCCACCAUUUUCCCUUCGAUUUUGGACUUUUUUCUUAUUUUCUAUUUUUUAAGUACAAUUAGGAAACUUUUUCGAACAUUAUUGAAGGAAAUAAUGCGAUGACUCACCUACUGUACAUACCAUUUACCUUAGAGUGAGUGUACUUACGACUUGGCUUAGGCAAUGCAACAAU
Messenger RNA from Diachasma alloeum, 3053 nucleotides. RefSeq names its product high mobility group protein DSP1. Gene Ontology annotation, biological process: regulation of transcription by RNA polymerase II. The coding region runs from base 1277 to 2677 and encodes 466 amino acids. The record is from RefSeq and is a predicted model, not a curated record. Gene Ontology annotation, molecular function: DNA binding, bending. NCBI's taxonomy places the organism in Eukaryota, Metazoa, Arthropoda, Insecta, Hymenoptera, Braconidae. The transcript has 5 exons.